This is a messenger RNA of Bactrocera dorsalis (oriental fruit fly), 177 nucleotides long. RefSeq lists its product as uncharacterized. Lineage: Eukaryota; Metazoa; Arthropoda; Insecta; Diptera; Tephritidae. The transcript has a single exon. The record is from RefSeq and is a predicted model, not a curated record. The coding region runs from base 1 to 177 and encodes 58 amino acids.
AUGGAGAAGCUUAAUCACAAAGAACUCCGAUUCCAUUCCAAUGAGCACCAAGUGAGUUACAUGUAUCUGAUAAACAAAAUGCUGCUGAAAAUCGAAAAUACCCUACUUCGAAGCCAUCGUCAACGUGAGACAACAGGAAUAAAGGAGCUGUACAAUUCCUUUUUCGUGUUAUUUUAA